Sesamum indicum (sesame) is the source of this 1477-nucleotide messenger RNA. RefSeq names its product Tetratricopeptide repeat (TPR)-like superfamily protein. Gene Ontology annotation, molecular function: protein binding. Lineage: Eukaryota; Viridiplantae; Streptophyta; Magnoliopsida; Lamiales; Pedaliaceae. The record is from RefSeq and is a predicted model, not a curated record.
CACCCUUACGAGCCCCUACGCAUCCAUGAACUCUUACUGCCACGACCUCUCCACCCUGCAGGACCUCGCUUGUCGCGGUGCGUGGCGGACCAUCGUUGACAAGGUGGCGCGUUCACGCUCACUCUCCCUCCUCUCCAAGCCCCACGAGCACCUAAUUUACCUCACUUUCAACCUCCUCUCCCUCGUCAAGCUCCGCCGCUACUCCGACGCCCAGCAAGAGCUCCGAACUCUAGACGACGAUCUUGAUUCCAAGCAAUAUUUGUACGAGUCGUAUCCGGAUCAUUACCGGAAUCACGAAUCCGGAUCCAUGGUCCCUUUCGCGCUCCGUUGGUUGCACGCUCAUUUGCCUUUUACCCUAGGUGACCGCCAAUUAGCCCUCGAUCGCCUAUAUACUCUCCUGCAUUUCAUCCGCGAUAAGAAGUUGCCCCGAAAUCGUGAUUCAACCAGUGAAGUUUCAUUAACCCUUUGGAAGAAGCGUGAGGAAUUUGUAGUCAAUACGAUUAUAAGUCAUCAUUUGAGCCAGAAGGAGUUCAAGGUAUGUCUGUCUUUGUUGAGGGCGGAGAUAAGCAAAAAUGAGGAUCCUUUACUUGUGUCGAAAUUGGGGUACGUGCAAAUGCAAUAUGGUGAUUUGGAUGGGGCAAAGCGGAGUUUUGAAGUGGUUGAGAAAAUGGUGAUGGGGAGUGAUAGUGAGAAUGUGGAGUUGAAGAAUUUGGUGAGUAGGAACAAGGCAUUGAAGUAUUUGGUUGCGAAGGAUUAUGUCUCGGCUGUGAGGGAAUAUGAGGAGUGUAUAGAGAGGGAUGGAUCGGAUGUAGUGGCUAUUAACAAUAAAGCUCUAUGUUUGAUGUAUUUGCGGGAUUUGUCGGAUUCGAUUAAGGUGUUGGAGAGUGCAUUGGAGAGGGUCCCGACUGUGGCGCUGAAUGAGACAAUUGUGGUGAAUUUGUGCAGUAUGUAUGAGUUGGCACAUGUAAACCAUGCAGAUAUAAAGAAGACUCUCAGCACUUGGAUUGCGAGAGUGGCUCCAGAUGACUUUGAUAGUUCGUGUACCAGGAUAUGAGGUGCAAGUGUUUUAAAAUGUAGAGUUGCUUGUUCUCAUCUGUUGCUGGACUGGAAAACGCGAUAGCAUCUUUCAGAGAUUACAGUGUUCUGGUUCUUUCUCUUAAGGGGCUUGAUUUGGAGACAAGUGUUGGCAACAUGAUAGGAUGAAACAACAGGUCCUUACCUAUCUUGCCAGACCAGAGUGUAAAAGACAAGGUGUCGGUUUGGGGUUAUGAAGUGUCGUCUUGGUAUGUUCUUCUGUAAUAUGUACUUUGUUAUACAUUUCUUAAAUGGAAAAUCAUUGCCAGUUUUCCUGGUAGACAAUUAGAUCAUAUAUCGUGAUCUCAGCAGUUCACUACACAACAUCGUCAUAUUUUAUGAUUCUGUAAUUCACAACCCAUAUGUAUAAGGAUGCAAAUGAACAGCAUGAAACUUUCCUUUC